AGCGACGAAAUUAGCGAGAAACUAGUCGAUUAGUCGCUCGAAGAAAGUUGGAAGAAAAAUAAGUGUUAUUUGAGUGCAGCUGGAGUAAAAUUUAAAAAAUUUCAGUGCAAUUCCUUCCAGAUUGCACUAUUUUAAUCGAUGCAAACAAAUAAUUCUCCGAGAAAUUGGUAGCAGGCAAAGAACGUUAAAAACAUUUGAAGUGCAACGCUAUAUGUGUGGGCAAUCGUGUCAAUGAAAAUAAAGUCUUUGCGACGGGUAAAGUGCUGGUGCUAGAUUUGAAGGAAGUUACAUAUUUUUAAAAGGCUUUGAAUCGGUAUUUGUCGCUAAAAAAACGUAUAAAGUGAACAAAUAAUACAGAAGUGUUCUUCAUAAGUGCAUCGAAAGAAAGGAUAUAAAACAGACGCAGGCUGGAGUUUCAAGUAUAAUUCAAAGCGCUGUAAUAUAUAAAAAGAGUCAAGGCCAUCCAUUGACUGCAUAAGAUUUCAUCAUUAUGGCGUGGCGCUUCAAAGCAUCGAAAUACAAGAAUGCCGCACCAAUCGUCCCAAAGCCGGAGGCAUGCAUUCGCGACAUUUGUGUCGGCUCCUACCAGACUUUCGGCAAUAAUAUUGUCGCAUCUGCCGCUUUUAUGGCAUUUAAUUGGGAGCAUACGGGUUCGAGUGUUGCAGUUUUACCACUAGACGAUUGUGGGCGCAAGAGUAAAACAAUGCCGUUGUUGCAUGGCCACACAGAUACGGUAACUGAUUUGGAGUUUUCACCAUUUCAUGAUGGUCUCUUGGCAACAGCGUCACAAGAUUGUCUCGUCAAGAUUUGGCACAUACCCGAAAAAGGCCUUGAGGCAUCGCUUUCAGAUCCUGAAUGUGUUUUUUCACAUAAACAGCGCCGUGUAGAGACAGUUGGUUUUCAUCCCACUGCCGAUGGCCUGCUGCACUCCACCGCUGUAGGUUGUGUGACGCUCUUCGAUAUAACAACACAAAAGGAAAUUUUCUCUAACAACGAGCAUCCCGAGGUCAUACAGUCAGUUAGCUGGAAACAGGAUGGCACAACUUUGGCUACAAGUUGUAAAGAUAAAAAUGUGCGCAUAUUGGAUCCCCGCGCUGGUGAUGCGCCAAUUCAAAUGAUUGCUGAAUCACAUCAAAGCAUAAAAGACUCGCGUGUCGUGUGGUUGGGCAACCAAACGCGAAUUCUAACGACUGGGUUUGAUGCGGCCCGUUUACGUCAAGUGAUCAUUCGUGAUUUGCGUAAUUUCGCGGUGCCGGAAAAGACUUUGGAGCUUGACUGCUCGACGGGCAUCCUAAUGCCGCUCUUCGAUCCAGACACAAAUAUGUUAUUCCUUGCAGGAAAAGGAGACACAACCAUCAAUUACUUGGAAGUGAGCGACAAGGAUCCCUAUCUGACGGAAGGUUUGCGUCACACAGGCGAACAAACAAAAGGUGCUUGCUUGGUGCCAAAACGCGCGCUCAAAGUAAUGGAAGGCGAGGUGAAUCGAGUGCUGCAACUAACUUCCAACAUGGUCAUACCCAUUAUGUAUCAGGUGCCACGUAAGACUUAUCGUGACUUCCAUAGCGAUCUGUAUCCCGAAACAACAGGCUAUAAGACCGAAUUAACUGCUAGCGAAUGGCUGCAUGGUACCAACUUGCCGGUACCAAAAAUGAGCUUGGAUCCGGCGAAGCGUGAGUUAGGCGACACACCAAUAAUUGUACAUCGUGGUAAUUUAAAUGAUUUAAUUAAAAAUAUUGAAAAUAAAAAAGUGUCCAACAAAACACCACCCCUAAAAUCGCCAAGUAAUGCAAUGGAAUCUGGUAAUUUGUUGCAACAACGCAACGGCAAUGGCAAAAACCACUUUCAAAUGAAAACAAGCAUAGGAAAUGAAAAAGAUGGCAGCGUCAAGGCGCUUUUGCACGAUCACAGCAUUAGCGAAUCGGAGAAAGUCGAAGAGGUUGGUGGUGCCGGAUUUACUAAAUCUGAACUCAUACGCAAAUUUGACAACAAAUAUAAAACUGAUUCAGAGAAGGAUUUUAAAGAGUUGGAAUUGACACGACGCUUUAGCCGUGAAUCGCCGGCGGAUGAGUCGACAGGCAGCAGCGAAGACGCUACAACCGAUUUGUCAUCGCCACCGCAACAACAACAGCGUGAGCGUGAAGGCAGCAGCGGUAGCGUUGGCAGCGGUGUGACCUCACCGCCCAGACCAAUGCCUCGCACAUCCCGAAAUAAUUCAUUGGGGGAUGCGGCUACCACAGGUGCGUUUGCAAGUGGUGCUGGUGGCGAUGAGGUCAUGCCACGUCCACGCCCGCGCACUACCGCGGCGUCCGCUUACAAGCCACGCCUUGGACCAAAACCAUUCUCAAGCAAUUCGGGCGAUGUUUCGUUCGACAAAGUCUUCGCUGUGCCAGUAGCGCCAGGAUCACAAGAAAAUAUACAUCACAUUUCAACCGCAGGUGCAGCUGAUAAUGGAGGAGACACUUUCGUGGCGCCAGCACCAGUUGCGCCAGCGGCUACUCCAACACAAAACAAACCAGAUUUGAUUGUGGAAAUUGAAAUUAAAAAACCCAAUGCUGAUAAUGCCAACGAGAGCAAUAUACAAAAAACUCUAUCGACCUCCGAACGUCGGAAGUCCUCGGCUGAUGCUGAUGAAUCGCCCGAUAAGAUUUUCGAGCAAACUCAUUCAGAAUCCUCGGAGAAUUCUACUGAAGGUGAUGAUAAACCUGAUACGGAAUUGCGUCGUUUCUCGGCUGCCAGGAGCAGCAUUGCCGAAAGAAGGCGUUUAUAUGAGAAUCGAUCAAAGAGCACAGUGGAGGAGAAAUCGCAAUCGCCAGUGCCUUUGCGACGUGAGCUUUCUAAGGGAGAACCCUUUAAACCCCAACAACAGCAACCCUCUUUAACUGCUCCUGUCACCGAAAUUAAACGUAUUUCUGCGCCUGAAGGCAAACUUUUAGAGGAACGUCGUCGCAAUGUCACAUCCGUUGUUGAUGGUGGCGCUGCAAUAAAGAAGUCGUCAACUGAAGCAGCCAUUACUACCACACACAAGCGCACGUCGACCGUUUUCGGUAAAGUCUCGAAAUUCCGCCAUCUAAAAGGCACACCUGGCCACAAAUCUACACACAUUGAAAAUUUGCGCAAUCUCAGCCGCCAGAUUCCGGGUGAAUGCAACGGUUUCCAUGCCAAUCACGAACGAGUUGCUGUACCGUUAUCGGGUCCUGGUGGUAAAAUUGCCAUAUUCGAGCUAAGUCGUCCAGGUCGUUUGCCUGACGGUGUAAUACCAUCUUUGGUGAAUGGCAGCAACAUUAUGGACUUUCAGUGGGAUCCUUUUGAUUCGUCACGCUUGGCUGUUGCUUGUGAUGAUGGCAUCGUUAAGUUGUGGCGCAUUCCGGAAGGUGGUCUCAAUGAACCAACAAAUACACCGGAGCGUGAGCUAAUUGCACAUUUGGACAAAAUCUACUUUAUACGGUUUCAUCCAUUGGCUGAAGACGUUUUGUUGACGGCUAGCUAUGAUAUGACUGUAAAAUUGUGGGAUUUGCGUACUUUGGAGGAGAAAAUUUUACUAACGGGCCAUACAGAUCAGAUAUUCGAUUUAGCUUGGAGCCCUUGUGGCAAGUUGGCAGCAACCGUGUGUAAAGAUGGUAAGUUGCGUGUCUAUAAUCCACGCAAGUCGGAGACUCCAAUUCGCGAAGGUAAUGGGCCGGUAGGUACGCGCGGUGCGCGUAUCACCUGGGCGCUGGACGGUCAGUACAUCGUUUGCACUGGAUUUGAUAAAGUGUCUGAGCGUCAAAUAAGCGUAUACAAUGCACAAAAACUGAAUGCGCCAUUGAAUACAGCUAGUCUCGACGUCUCGCCAUCUAUACUGAUACCCUAUUAUGAUGAGGACAGUUCGACUUUGUUUGUGACGGGCAAGGGUGACUCCACCAUUUACUGCUAUGAGAUAACGGAUGAGGAGCCAUACGUUUGUCCUUUAUCGCAUCAUCGCUGCACAUCAUUACACCAAGGAUUGAGUUUUCUCACCAAAAAUUACUGCGACGUAGCGAGUGUUGAGUUCUCGAAAGCGUACCGAUUGACAAAUACAACUAUCGAGCCGUUGAGCUUCACUGUGCCACGUAUUAAGAAUGAAUUAUUCCAAGAUGAUCUCUUUCCACCAACUCGAGUCACCUGGAAGCCCACAAUGUCGGCGGAUGAAUGGUUUGCAUGCAAUGAUAGGAAACCGACAAAGUUGAGUUUGCAACCUAACGGCAUGGAAGCUUUAUCCUCCAUUCAACAAGUGGCAACCGCCAAGAAGAUUGAGCAUGCGGGAAAUGGCAACAGUACUGCGAUGACAAGAGCAGAAUUUGAGAAAAACAAGCAACAAGAGAUUCAGAAGUCAGUGAGUGCCCGCCUGGAAUACAAUACCAAACUAGAGCAAGACGACAUGGAAGGCGUGGAUGAAAAUGAGUGGCAAGAAGAUUAAACAUCUUUUUCAACAAAAAUCAUACCAGGUAGUAAUAAGAAAAGGCCACGGUGCUGAACGCUAAGUACGUUCAUGGCUAAAGGGUUUGUAUGGAAGAGGAGGAUGCAGUCAGCAGUUUAGCCCUGGCGUUUAGCAGUAUGUUACGUUAAGUUAAUAUGGGCGUGCGUGUGUAUAAGAACAGACAGACAUUUGAUAAGUUUUACAUGCAUGCAUAUACAUACAUACAUGCAUACAAGAAUAUUUUUGCUACAAUUAGAAGUUACAUGCAUUUUCACGUUUGCAGACAUUCUCAAUUCUCAUGAAACAUUCUCAAAGCGUAAAGAUAUAUAAUAUUUACCAAUAACAACAACAGUUUAACAUUCAUAAAUUUUAAGUUUGAUGAUAAACCUCAAAAGGGUACCCAAAAACAAUGCACGAAAUGACAACUAGGACAGCAAUAGCAAAUAUUGAGUUAAAUUAAAAAAUAAGUAACAUUUCCAGGGACAAAAUUCUUUAGAAAUAUUUAUAUAAAGGUAUGUAACAUGAAGACUGCAUAUAAAUGUAUUUUAGUUAGUUUGAAAAUAUUUAUGUGACCCAAGAACUUUUCUUUUUUACCUACAUUUAUACCUAAUGUAACUUCAUUAUUUUUAAUCAAUACUCAAGAUUUGCCAAAAAGAAAUAAAAGAAACCAACCGUGCAUGUGUACAUUUUCGCAUUCCACAUAUGAAGCAAAAAAGAAAAAUUAUACACGAAAAUGUAUAUUUAUUUCGAAAUGAUUUGUAUUCGGGCUGUUUACGAAAGAAUAUGGUUAUAAUUAUAAUAAUUGGUUUAUACGAUUUGACGUAACGUUGAAAAUGAUAUUUUGACAUGUAAACAAAGGAAACGCGUUAGUUACACUGUUGCCAUAUGAAAUGCAAAUUCCUCUUGGUUAUUUACAAAUAUUUAACUGCAUUAUAUUUAAAUUUAUAUUUAUAUACAAGUAUAUAUGUGUAUGUGUAGUAGUUUAUAAAGCGCGCAUGUAUUUUGCAAUAUAUACAUAUAUAUAUAUAUAUUAUAUAUAUGCAUACAUACACAAUACAUUUAAUUAAGACAUACAAAUUUAUGUAAUGUAUUUUAUUAUAACUGAUAACUGAUACACUAAUGAAAUGAUGAUUAUUACGAUAAUGACAAAGCUGAUGUGACAACUUUUUCUCUUUAACAUAUUUAUGAUUAUCUGUAUAUUUUAACCUUAUAAUGAGAUAAACUUACAAAAAAAAAAAAAAAACAGAAAACAGUUUAUAUAGAACAAUGGAAACUUAUGCUCUCUAGUCUUCGUAUGAAGAAUUUUUUGAAAUUUAAAAACAUUCUCCGGCACUACUCACACACACUACCUUCAAGCAAUCAAGCGAUAAAUCAGGACAACAAUGUUUUCAGCAGCAACAUUAAUUGUUUGCAAUAAGCUAUGCGUAUUUCGCCAUAGAUGAGAGGGUAUAUGAAAAUUAAAUUACGAUUUACGGUAUGGAUAAAGAAAUUGUGGCAGCUAUUUGCUGUUUUCGAACAACAAUUGUUAGUGUGGUUUUUUGUUCGUUUCUUUCUGGUUUUUUGUUAUUCUUAUUUGGUAUCUUGCAUAUUUGACUUUUACAAAGGAAACUUUUAAUUUGAUAUUUUUCUACAAAUCCCCUAUUAUUAUCUAUUACAUUGGGGAAUAAGUUCGUAGCGUUUUUACCGAAGACUUUUAUUUACAUUAAAAACAGUAAUUAUAUAUAUAUAUAUGUAUAUAUUAAUAAACAAUAAGUUAAUCAAUUAUAUGUAUAUUCGCCGUUGCUGUUUACAAUCUCUUCCCACCUGAUCUCGACCAAUUUGUUGAUGCCGUUCCGCCAAAAAUCGCCUGAUCUCGGGUCAAAGAAGUUGUUGAGCAAGUUUUUAAGGACCUCUUUGUAAUCGUUUGGUUUGGCAGGGAGCGGCAAAGACGGCAAUCGGUUCGUGCAAGGUUCAGAGAAUACGGCUGAAGGACCUUCCAUUCGAGCUCUUGCAGUGCGGUAUUGACGACUUGUGCAAUAGGGGGCCUAGCGUUGUCGUGAAGGAGUAUGGUUUGACCAUGUCGAUUAGGGGUUUUCAGUCGUAUAGCCUCAUUCACGCGGUGUAGCUGGGUAAUGUAGAGCUCCUUGUUGACCGUGACAUUGUUUUCGAGCAUUUCCAGGGUGCACCAUGCACGCCCAGUCCCACCAAACACAUUUCAUGAUUUUCUUUGGAUGAAUAUCCGGCUUGACUUUCAGAUUUGGCGUAUCUUCCGGGAGCUACCCACUCCUUUCUUUGCUUCAUAUUGAUGACCAGACACCAUUUCUCAUCUCCCGUGAUGAUUCGGUACAAAAAGCGCUGUUUAUGACGGCGGUCGAGAUGCUGAGAAGCAAUUUGAAGGUGACUUUCUGCGUUUUUUUUUUCGUUGAGCUCGUUAGGCACCCAGGCUCUCAAUUUUUUGGUAAAUCCCAUUGAAUGAAGGUGAUUGAGAAUCAUUUUAUUAUCGCAGCUAUUUUUUUCCGCCAAUUCACGACUAGCUUGGCAACCGUUUUCCUUCAAAAGUGAUUUGAGACGUUCUUCAUCGAAUUCAAAAGGCCUUCCACUGCGGGACGUGUUCUCGACGUCAAAGUCGCCAUUUUUGAACUUUGCAAACCAUUUUAGUGGUGUAGACUCGCCUAUGACGAUAUCGAUGAAAAGCAAAGAAGAGCAGGUGUCGAAAAUGUUGAUUUUUGCUGCCUGGGUAUUCCAUUUCUAAGUCUCAAAUCUAAUAAAAAAAAUUAAAUAAAUAACUCAAAAAUACAAUUAACAAAGUUUUGUAGCGCAGAAAGAGUUCUUUGAAUAAAUACUUACCCUUUGCCAAACAGAAAACAAAUCCUUGUAAAAUAAAAGAAAAUAUAAAAGCGCUAUGAACUUAUUGCCCAACCCAAUAUUAUCCUACACGCAUUGGCGGUUAUAUCACAGAAUUUUCAUUAAAAAGUUUGGUAGAAGAUAUACAGCGACCGCCGCAUUUCCGUGCAUGACACAGGAAAAUAAUAGAAACAGUUUUUUCUAAUAGCGGUCGCCCCACGGCAGGCAAUGGCAAGCCUCCGAUUGUAUUCUGCCACGCAAAAGCUCGUCAUAAAAACCAUUUGCCUUUGGUAUGUGCAUAAAUAUGUUUUAAGCCCGAACCACUUCACCAACCUUAACUUAUUUUAUACAAUGCAGUAAUUAAACAACAAACCAUAACUAAAAAAAAGCGGUAUUGCAUUAUUUACUCUGCUUCCGCAAAAACAUUUUCCAAAACCUUUCCUUUAAUAUAUAGCGGAAUUCGUUAGACGCCAUUGUUUUUCAAUUUAAUGUUGCUGUUGAAGAAAAAAAAUUAUGAAAAUAUUUAUAUUGUAUGAUAAUACAAAUCGCUGCAAUAACGAAAAGACUUCAAUAAAAUAUUGCCAUAAUGUUUACACAAAAUUUUAUACCAGAAAAGAAAAAAAUGAUUUAAAAUAGUAUUUUGAAAAAAUCUAACAAAAAUAUUUACACUAAUUGAAAACUCAGAAAACUCGAAAAAAGGUUGCAUGAAAAAUAUGAAAUAAAUAAAACGCAAUUAGGAUGCAUUGUAGCAUGCAAAACGACACAUAAAUACAUACUUACACACAUUAUAGCUACAACUCAGGCCCACAAUUUGGUGCUGCUCGUACACAAUAUCUUAAAAAUAAGUAUGAAUAAUACAUCACUAAAUAAUAAAUCACAACAACAACAACAAUAUUACACCAACAUGCAACGCAUGAUAUCAAUAACACUUGUAAGGCAACGUACAUAUGUACAUACAUACAUAUGUAUGCAAAGAUAAUCUAAAUUAAUAUAACACCAGUAGUUUUAGUGCAAAGAAAAAACAAAAAACAAAAAACAAUCCUCAUAAGAAGCGCCCCCCAUAACUCAAAGUCUCGUAAUCAUAAAUAACACAAUUUGACUGAAGUGUCGUAGAGGUGGACACAGACUCGAAAAAUUUAUUGAAAUAAUUGGUAUUUCUGAAAAUUAAAAACUACUACAAUCAGUUCUAAAUACCAUUGUUUUUGUUAUUUACUUAUUUUGAUAAUUUAAAAAAAAA
Molecule: messenger RNA, 8495 nt
Organism: Anastrepha obliqua
Lineage: Eukaryota; Metazoa; Arthropoda; Insecta; Diptera; Tephritidae
Gene: pod1
Product: coronin-7
Exons: 14
Coding region: 491-4435 (1314 amino acids)
Molecular function (GO): protein binding
Source: RefSeq, a predicted model, not a curated record